Meriones unguiculatus (Mongolian gerbil) is the source of this 1719-nucleotide messenger RNA. RefSeq names its product ORAI calcium release-activated calcium modulator 3 (gene Orai3). The coding region runs from base 170 to 1042 and encodes 290 amino acids. Gene Ontology annotation, biological process: store-operated calcium entry. Gene Ontology annotation, cellular component: membrane. Gene Ontology annotation, molecular function: store-operated calcium channel activity. Lineage: Eukaryota; Metazoa; Chordata; Mammalia; Rodentia; Muridae. The transcript has 2 exons. The record is from RefSeq and is a predicted model, not a curated record.
CCAGUUCCUGUUUCGGCCCCCGGGCCUUGCAGACGCCGCGCUCUCCCGCCGGGGCUGCUGCGCCGCGCAGGAUGGGGUCCCGCCGGCGCUGGGGCCGUCCCUCGUCGGGGCCGCCGGGCGCCUCCGCCCCGCCGUGACCGCCCGCGCUCGCGCCGGAGCCGCGCUCAGGAUGAAGGGCUGCGAGGGGGACGCGGGCGAACAGGCCCCGCUGAACCCGGAGGUGGACAGCCCCUCGGGCUCGGCCACGUACCGGGAGUUCGUGCACCGCGGCUACCUGGACCUCAUGGGGGCCAGUCAGCACUCCCUGCGGGCGCUCAGCUGGCGCCGCCUCUACCUCAGCCGGGCUAAGCUCAAAGCCUCCAGCCGCACGUCCGCUCUGCUGUCGGGCUUCGCCAUGGUGGCGAUGGUGGAGGUGCAGCUGGAGAAUGAUCAUGACUACCCACCAGGCCUGCUGGUGGCAUUCAGCGCCUGCACCACUGUGUUGGUAGCUGUGCACCUGUUUGCACUCAUGGUCUCCACGUGUCUGCUGCCCCAUAUUGAAGCCGUGAGCAACAUUCACAAUCUCAACUCUGUCCACCAGUCGCCACACCAGCGACUCCACCGAUACGUGGAGCUAGCCUGGGGCUUCUCUACUGCCUUGGGCACCUUUCUCUUCCUCGCUGAAGUUGUUCUGGUGGGCUGGGUCAAGUUCGUGCCCAUUGGGGCACCUGUGGACAAGCCAGCUCCUGUGGUACCCAUGUCCCAGGUGCCACCAGUGACUGUCUCCCUUAGUUUAGCUUCCAACCUCACACCAUCCCCCGCUUCUACAGUCACAUCACAGCAGCCUUCCAAAUCCUGCCCACCCCGGCAAGUGUGUGGUGGCACCCAUGGGCCAGGUUGGCAGGCAGCUAUGGCCUCCACCGCCAUCAUGGUACCUGUGGGACUUGUGUUUAUGGCCUUUGCCCUGCACUUCUACCGAUCCUUGGUGGCCCACAAGACAGACCGCCACAAGCAGGAGCUUGAGGAACUCAGUCGCCUGCAGGGGGAGCUGCAGGCUGUGUGAGCCUGGCUUUAGACUGUUGUAAACAUUGCCUCAGAGACCCCAGGGAGCUGCAGGACCUCAUUCCUUGCCCCAGGCUGAAGCCACCUCCUGUAAAGCUACUCUCAGGUAGAGGCCAAAUUCCUCAGAGUCCCACAGUCUCAGGGAUGAUGCCUGUCAUCUUGUCCCAAUGGACUCUGUAAGUGCCACUCUGCUUGCCUGGAGGAAGAGAGGAAGUAGAAUCUAUGUCAGUCUAAGGAUCCUGGAAUAGAUGGAAGGAGGCUCUAGUGUGAACCUUGGUGGUGCUGAGGGGCCGUAGCUUGCUCCUCCACAGGAAGGUGACAUACCUGCACAGCCAUCCUUGCUUAUGUGAAGACAGGGGUUGUGCAGCUGGUUGACUCCCUGGCAAAGGGUGGGUGAGUUUCUAGGGGAGAAAAUUCAGCCCUAAAAUGCAGAGCCCUUCAGACACUGAACUUUUUGGGGGAGGUGGAGGGGUGUUGGUUGGAGCCUGGGUCUCACUAUGUAGCUCUUGCUGUCCUGGAGCUCCAUCAGUAGACCAGGCUGGCCUUGAACUCAACAGAAAUUCACUUAACUUCCCUCUGCCUCCCAAGUGCUGGGACUAAAGGUGUGCACCACCACUCCCUGGCUCAGACACUGAAUUUUUGAUGCACCUUGUUUUGUAAAUAAAAUUGUCUCACAUA